GAGCAAUACAAUCUGUUGUAACUGAAAAUGUCUGACGGUCUGGAUAAUGAAGAGAAACCCCCAGCUCCCCCACUGAGGAUGAAUAGUAACAACCGGGAUUCUUCUGCACUCAACCACAGCUCCAAACCUCUUCCCAUGGCCCCUGAAGAGAAGAAUAAGAAAGCCAGGCUUCGCUCUAUCUUCCCUGGAGGAGGGGAUAAAACCAAUAAGAAGAAAGAGAAAGAGCGCCCAGAGAUUUCUCUUCCUUCAGACUUUGAGCAUACGAUUCAUGUGGGGUUUGAUGCAGUCACCGGGGAAUUCACUAAAUCCCCUUGCCAGACCUCUAGACCUGUGACGGUCGCUUCAAGUCAAUCAGAGGGAAAAAUGCCAGAUCUCUAUGGCUCACAGAUGUGCCCAGGGAAGCUCCCAGAGGGAAUUCCUGAGCAAUGGGCAAGAUUACUCCAAACCUCCAACAUAACAAAACUGGAGCAGAAGAAGAAUCCGCAGGCAGUUCUAGAUGUUCUCAAAUUCUAUGAUUCCAAAGAAACGGUUAACAACCAGAAAUACAUGAGCUUUACGUCAGGAGAUAAAAGUGCACAUGGAUACAUAGCAGCCCAUCCUUCGAGUACAAAAACAGCAUCAGAGCCGCCUUUGGCUCCGCCUGUGUCUGAAGAGGAAGAUGAGGAAGAGGAGGAGGAAGAAGAUGACAAUGAACCUCCACCAGUUAUUGCACCAAGACCAGAGCAUACAAAAUCAAUCUACACUCGUUCUGUGGUUGAAUCCAUUGCUUCACCAGCAGCACCAAAUAAAGAAGCCACACCACCUUCUGCUGAGAAUGCCAAUUCUAGUACCUUGUACAGGAAUACAGAUCGACAAAGAAAAAAAUCCAAGAUGACAGAUGAAGAGAUCUUAGAGAAGCUCAGAAGCAUCGUGAGUGUUGGUGACCCAAAGAAAAAAUACACAAGAUUUGAAAAAAUUGGUCAAGGGGCAUCAGGUACUGUUUAUACAGCACUAGACAUUGCAACAGGACAGGAGGUGGCCAUAAAGCAGAUGAACCUUCAACAACAGCCUAAGAAGGAAUUAAUUAUUAAUGAAAUUCUAGUCAUGAGGGAAAAUAAGAACCCCAAUAUUGUUAAUUAUUUAGAUAGCUAUUUAGUAGGUGAUGAACUAUGGGUUGUCAUGGAAUACUUGGCUGGUGGCUCUUUGACUGAUGUGGUCACAGAGACCUGUAUGGAUGAAGGGCAGAUAGCAGCUGUCUGCAGAGAGUGCCUCCAGGCUUUGGACUUUUUACACUCAAACCAAGUGAUCCACAGAGAUAUAAAGAGUGACAAUAUUCUCCUGGGAAUGGAUGGCUCUGUUAAACUGACUGAUUUUGGGUUCUGUGCCCAGAUCACCCCAGAGCAAAGUAAACGAAGCACUAUGGUGGGGACCCCCUAUUGGAUGGCACCUGAAGUGGUAACUCGAAAAGCUUAUGGCCCAAAAGUGGAUAUCUGGUCUCUAGGGAUUAUGGCAAUUGAAAUGGUAGAAGGCGAACCCCCUUACCUUAAUGAAAAUCCACUCAGGGCGCUAUAUCUGAUAGCCACUAAUGGAACCCCAGAACUCCAAAAUCCUGAGAGAUUGUCAGCUGUGUUCCGUGACUUUUUAAAUCGCUGUCUUGAGAUGGAUGUUGAUAGACGAGGAUCUGCCAAGGAGCUUUUGCAGCAUCCAUUUUUAAAAUUAGCCAAGCCUCUCUCCAGCCUGACUCCACUGAUUAUCGCGGCAAAAGAAGCGAUUAAGAACAGCAGCCGCUAGGACUGCACUCAUUACCCCACACCAUCUCCCUCACGAGUGAGACGGAGCUAAAACUCUGCUGUGGAAAAGAUCGAAUAAAAGACAGUCAUUUGGGGUGGGGGUUCCUUCAUUUUCAACUGAAUAGAAACUUCUUAAAAGCCUUUUUCCUACUCCCUCAGAUUAUGUAAUUUAUUUGUAAGCCUGAAUCGCAGCCCAAGCCGGGCAGCAAUGUCGAAGUGGCCAGGCAGUUGGUCACUUCCACCGUGAAGCGAAAGAGCCAGUAGUGAAUCCCCUCAUUUUGUGCAUUCACUUUGAAGAAAAAGGUUCCUCAAAGAUGCACACUUCCUCUCCAUAGUGUUGUGUUUGUUUUUAAGUUAGAGUAGCCCCUCUUACAUCCGAACCUCCUAUCACACUCCUUACCCAAUGUGAUGUUUUUCACAGGCAUUGUCUUUAGAUGUCCCGAAGAAAAAGAAAGUAUGUCAACACUUUAUAAAAAAAAAAAAUUUAAAAGACAGCAAAAAAGCAAAGC
This is a messenger RNA of Elephantulus edwardii (Cape elephant shrew), 2278 nucleotides long. RefSeq names its product p21 protein (Cdc42/Rac)-activated kinase 3 (gene PAK3). The coding region runs from base 28 to 1770 and encodes 580 amino acids. The record is from RefSeq and is a predicted model, not a curated record. Gene Ontology annotation, biological process: regulation of MAPK cascade; regulation of actin cytoskeleton organization; regulation of axonogenesis. The transcript has 16 exons. Lineage: Eukaryota; Metazoa; Chordata; Mammalia; Macroscelidea; Macroscelididae. Gene Ontology annotation, cellular component: cytoplasm. Gene Ontology annotation, molecular function: protein serine/threonine kinase activity; ATP binding.